AUGUAUGCAAAUGAUAAAUGCUAUAUUAAUACAUCUGGUAACAUACAAACUAGAAUAAGAAGGACAUCAGCUAAAAGGCAGUCGAUUAACGUUCUUAAAUCGGAGGAAAAAGAAUUAUCAAGUGAUUUAUAUAGUUUUAACAUUGGAGUUGGUUGUCCUAAUAAUAAUGCAGCAAUUAAGCCUGUUACUAGUAGUGUGAUUUUGCAAUUACCUGUGGCUUUGCAAUCUUUUUCAUCACAACCAAAUUUUUCUUUACAAUCACCUGUAACGACUUCAGAAAAAGAGGAACUUGAAAUGAAUGAACUAAGAAAUGAAAGGGAUUCUUUAAAAAUAAAAAAUAUUGAGUUGAAAUUAACUGUAUUCCUAUUUUCUUUAGAAGCCUUGAAGCAAAAUCCUUCAUUUUGCAUGAUGCUGACUGAAUUAAAUUAUAAAGUGUUGUAAAAAAUAUUAGUUUAUAUUUGUGAAAAUACAUUUGAGUCUGGAAAACCAACAAAACUUAACAAACAUGAUCAGGUUAUUAUUACCAUAAUCAAGUUGAAGCAAAAUUUAAAUUUUGAUUUGAUUGCAUACCUUUCUAAUGUUAGUAAAACAACCAUUAUUGAAUAUUUUUAUAAAUGGCUCGCUACGAUGUAUUCGAAACUCAACUUUCUCAUAAAAAUGCAAGAUCGAGAUAACAUAUACAAUACAAUUCCUGGCAUUUUUAAAGCAAAAUUUCUACGUUUAACAUCUAUAAUUGAUUGCUUUGAAACAUUUGUUAAAGCAUCAUCUAUUUUAGCAAGGGCUCAGUUUUACAGUCAAUACAAAAAACAUUGCACAAUCAAAGUAUUAAUUUCCUGUACUCUUACAGGUGCUAUAAAUUUUUUGUCAAAGUGUUAUGGAGGUAGAGCUUUAGACUUACAAAUUGCACGUGAAUCUAAAUUUGUAAGUAAACACAUGCCAGGAGACCAAAUCUUAGCAGAUCGUGAAUUCACUCUUCAAGAUGAUUUUGUUGCAGGGAGUUCUGCUGAGUUGUUAAUUCCGGCAUUUAGAAGUAGAAACAUCAAGAAAAAUUGCCUCUGUUAAAAACCAUAUUGAACACCUAAUAGGAUUGAUGAAAAGCAGGUACGCUAUAUUGAAAGGUGUCAUACCAUUGAAAAUAAUAAAAAAUAUUAAAGAUGAGACUGCAAACUGUAUUUUGGCAAACUGUGAUAAAAUAGUUACUGUGUGUGCUGCUCUGACAAAUUUAGGAGAAAGCGUUAUAAAUAAUAUGUAAAUAUGAC
Molecule: messenger RNA, 1259 nt
Organism: Hydra vulgaris (swiftwater hydra)
Lineage: Eukaryota; Metazoa; Cnidaria; Hydrozoa; Anthoathecata; Hydridae
Source: RefSeq, a predicted model, not a curated record